AUGAUAGGUUUUCCUCCCCGCUGGGCCACACUACAUCCCAGUAACUGGACGUCGGUGGAAUUGGCCGGCUGGCUGGAGUAUGUAGCGGAGGAAUACAAGAUGGACUCCGAGGUGACGGGGAGCCUGGUGGACAGUUUCCAGGAUCUGGACGGACGGAGGCUGCUUCAGAUGUCCCAGGACGACUUCCGCGCCAUCAGUGAACAACAUGGAGAAUUUUUGUUCGAAAUUUUUAAACAAAUGUGUUCAGCAGAGAAUCAGUUUGCCGGGAUGACGUCAGCGACACUACUGCCCCCUAUAACGGAGAGUAGCCGGUCAGCCACGCCCUCCCCGACGGGGUCCCGGGAAAGUACAGAGGGGGACAAGGAUCUUCAAGAAAAACAAAAGGAUUCAUCAAAUAAAUAAAUUCAAAAUAAA
Saccostrea cuccullata (small rock oyster) is the source of this 414-nucleotide messenger RNA. Its product is annotated as ETS-related transcription factor Elf-5-like. Gene Ontology annotation, molecular function: sequence-specific DNA binding. NCBI's taxonomy places the organism in Eukaryota, Metazoa, Mollusca, Bivalvia, Ostreida, Ostreidae. The record is from RefSeq and is a predicted model, not a curated record. The coding region runs from base 1 to 402 and encodes 133 amino acids. The transcript is spliced from 3 exons.